Triticum urartu is the source of this 2020-nucleotide messenger RNA. RefSeq names its product plastidial pyruvate kinase 3 (gene PKP3). The record is from RefSeq and is a predicted model, not a curated record. NCBI's taxonomy places the organism in Eukaryota, Viridiplantae, Streptophyta, Magnoliopsida, Poales, Poaceae. Gene Ontology annotation, molecular function: pyruvate kinase activity; potassium ion binding; magnesium ion binding. Gene Ontology annotation, biological process: glycolytic process.
GAACGGGCGGUGCUCCCCUCCUCGCAGCUCCUCCCAACAUUAACCCUCCCUCUCUCCACGACCACCAGCUCCUCCCUAUUCCCGUCUCUAGCGCGAACCGCGGGGCGUCCUCCAAGCAAUGGCGGCGGCGGCGGAGAUGGUGCGCGGGUUCGCCGCGACGGCGCGCGUGGCCAGGCCGGCCGCGGCGGUGGCGGCGCCCCCGCAGCCCAGGCGGGCGGUCGCCGCGCGGGUGCUGCGGACCUCCGCCUCUGAGAAGGUGGCGGCGGAUCUCUCCGUCGCCGGGACCAACGGCUCCCUCUCCGCUCUGAGCAAUACUGAUGUCAGUACUGACGCCACCUCACAAGCAGUGGAUGUGAGUCCCCGGAGGAAGACAAAGAUAGUCUGCACCAUAGGCCCCUCGACCAACACUCGUGAGAUGAUAUGGAAGCUUGCAGAGACUGGAAUGAAUGUUGCGCGUAUGAAUAUGUCCCAUGGUGACCACCAGUCACACCAAAAAGUGAUUGAUUUGGUCAAGGAGUACAACGCAGAGAACACUGAUGGCAACACUAUCGCUAUUAUGCUGGACACAAAGGGUCCGGAAGUGCGAAGUGGGGAUCUUCCUGAGCCAAUCAUGCUUGCAGAAGGUCAAGAGUUCAAUUUCACGAUUAAAAGAGGGGUGAGCACCGAAGACACUGUCAGUGUGAAUUACGAUGACUUCAUAAGCGAUGUUGAAGCUGGUGACAUACUGUUGGUGGAUGGAGGAAUGAUGUCGCUUGCUGUGAAGUUGAAAACAGCUGACACAGUCAAGUGUGUAGUAGUCGAUGGUGGGGAGUUGAAAUCAAGGCGCCACCUUAAUGUGCGCGGAAAGAGCGCAACUCUGCCAUCUAUAACAGAGAAGGAUUGGGAAGAUAUCAAGUUUGGCGUCGAAAAUGGUGUUGAUUUCUAUGCUGUUUCGUUUGUGAAGGAUGCCAAAGUUAUUCAUGAACUCAAGGCUUACCUGAAAAGUGCUAAUGCGGAUAUACAUGUUAUUCCAAAAAUUGAGAGUGCUGAUUCAAUCCCAAACCUCCAGUCCAUUAUUGCUGCUUCAGAUGGGGCAAUGGUGGCUCGUGGAGAUCUUGGUGCUGAACUUCCAAUUGAGGAAGUUCCUUUACUACAGGAGGAGAUUAUCAGAACAUGCCGAAGCAUGCAGAAACCAGUAAUUGUUGCAACAAAUAUGUUAGAAAGCAUGAUAGAUCAUCCAACUCCAACAAGGGCUGAAGUCUCUGAUAUAGCCAUUGCUGUUCGGGAAGCUGCUGAUGCCAUUAUGCUAUCUGGUGAAACUGCCCACGGGAAGUACCCAUUGAAGGCAGUAAAGGUGAUGCACACUGUGGCACUUAGAACAGAAUCCAGCCUAUACGACCCAGCUAAAGCUCCCAGUCUUGUUGCACGUCCAAAGGCGCUGCUCAACGAUGACUUCUGCAAAAGCCAAUUAAGUAAAAUGUUCGGAUCUCAUGCUACAAUGAUGGCGAACACCCUUCGUACACCGAUCAUUGUGUUUACACGUGUGGGCUCCAUGGCUGUCCUUCUGAGCCACUACCGUCCCUCGUCCACCGUAUAUGCAUUCACUAAUGAAGUACGAGUGAAGCAACGGCUGGCACUCUAUCAGGGCGUGGUUCCUAUUCUCAUGGAGUUCUCAGAUGACGCGGAAGAGACUUUCUCAAGAGCAAUUACCAGCUUGCUGGAUGCGAAAUACAUGAAUGAAGGGGACUAUGUCACCCUGGUUCAGAGCGGGUCGCAGUCGAUCUGGAGAGAGGAAUCUACCCACCACAUACAAGUGAGGAAAGUCCAAUGCUGAUGCAGAACAUGCACGCCGGUCUCCCCCCUUAUCACGAGAGGAAAGUUUUGAUGACGCAUCCAAGCAUGUUACUAUUCUACUGUGUCGUGUUAUGACUACAUCCGAGUAAUUCUUUUAUGGAGAACGUUGCUAUGUCGGAGCUGUAGCUCACGCUGAAUUUACUUGUAAACACUGAAUUUUUUAAUGCAAUAUUCAUUCUUAUUGGCA